Messenger RNA from Aspergillus wentii DTO 134E9, 2253 nucleotides. RefSeq names its product putative cytoplasm to vacuole targeting Vps64. The transcript is spliced from 2 exons. Gene Ontology annotation, cellular component: cytoplasm. The record is from RefSeq and is a predicted model, not a curated record. Lineage: Eukaryota; Fungi; Ascomycota; Eurotiomycetes; Eurotiales; Aspergillaceae. Bases 1 to 2253 code for a protein of 750 amino acids. Gene Ontology annotation, molecular function: protein binding.
AUGACUGCUGUAGCAUCUCCGCCUAGUGUGCAAUCGGGGCCUCGUUUGGGAUGGUACAACUCUGGUAACGGAGGUCAAGGAGCUCUGUCUUCAAUGAACGCGGACGAGGUUUCUCGGAUAUUUGCGCCACGAAAAAGUGUCCAGAGAUCGAAUUCUUCGUCUUCUCUGGGAUCGAACUCUUCUACUUCUACCGCGAUCGUUUCCUCGCAAAAUACUAAUGCCGGCCAAAAUUCAAACGCUGAAUCAAACACCUGGUCUUCAAAGAAAAAACCCACGAGGAAUAUUUGGCCUAGCACCAAGUCGGAACCGGUAUCUGGGGUAACCAAUACUCGGUCUCAAGUGGUGCCCGCCUUUUCCUCAGGGCCUUCGCCCUCUACGAUGUCCGCGAUGCAUCAACCUUCCAACAUCGUCCCUUCUCAGCAUAUGCUCCAGUCUCCUCAGCAGAAUGGGGUCCGGCCGGGCGGCGGGCCGUCUGGGGACCCGCCUGCUAUAUUGACACUGCUGCCAAUCAAUGGCACUUUCGAAAAGAAACAAAUUAAUGUUCCCUACUUUCCAGAACUAUUGCGGAUUGGUCGGCAAACAAACGCCAAAACGGUUCCGACAUCCCUCAAUGGAUAUUUCGACUCAAAGGUUCUUUCUCGGCAGCAUGCGGAGAUCUGGGCCGACAAAAGCGGCAAGAUUUGGAUUCGAGAUGUGAAAUCCUCCAAUGGUACUUUUGUUAACGGACAACGACUGUCCCCCGAAAACCGCGAAUCUGAUCCCCACGAGCUCCGCGAAAACGACACCUUGGAGCUGGGAAUCGAUAUUGUCAGCGAAGAUCAGAAGACCAUUGUUCACCACAAGGUUUCCUCCAAGGUUGAGCAUGCUGGUGUUUACGGAAGCAUCCCCAAUAUCCUCGAUCUUACCCUUGGGGAUCUGGAUCCCGCCUCUGGAGGUGGACUUCUCCCGUCACCUUUGAGUCAGCCACUUUCCCACAUGCGUGGACGAGCGGGAAGCUCGAUGAGCAACCGAAGUGUGCAGAGCAAUGCGAGCAGCCAGAUUAAUGCGCUCCAGCAACAGCGCCAAAUGAAUUACUGGAACUCCCCGAUUUCUAUCGAGCAAGUUGUCAAAAGACUCACGAGCGAAAUGAAGCAAGCUAAACAGCAAUCACAAGAUCUCCACCAAACGGACGAUUUCUUGACAACGCUAAUGAAACCGGGCCACCCAGAAAAAGAAAAAAUUAAACCCCCACCGGCAGAGAACAAUGUGCCUCGUCAAGUAAAUGGAAGGCCAAAGAUGCCGCGUGUCGAUUCCUUCUCGAGAUUUUCCGAUCCUCCUGCACCACCACCUCAACAACCUUUGCCCGAAAAGCCCGAUGCUUUACCGCGCAACACUACCGAUGCCGUGUCACCUCUCAAGCGCACCGAGACAGAAAAGCAGAAGCCAGCCGUUAGCUCGCCCAUUACACGCGAAUCCAAUCAGUUCCAAAGCCUUCAGGAUGCCUUUAACUUGGCCAGAAGGGAACUCGAGAGUCAAGGUGCCCGCGUGAAAGAACUGGAAGCUCUAUUGCUCCAGGAGCGAAGCGCUAGGGAGUCGGCGGAAGAAAGAGCUCGAAACCUGGAAUUGCAGUCGAGCAACGCUAGCCAAGAGCCAGAGACAAAGGCCGCCGCGGAGCCGCUUGUUGACGGUGUUCAAGAGAAUGAAGCUGAACAGGAGGCUGUCGAGAAGUCUCAUGAGUUAGAGAAUGGCAUCCUUACUUCUGAAACAGACAUGCCCAAGCCUGAUGAAAACGCGCUGGCUGCAGAAGCCGAAAGCAAACAAUUACAUCGCCGUCUGGAGAUGAUGAUGGCGGAGAUGGAGGAAAUGAAGCAGCAGGUCUCUGCCUUCAAGGACCGUGCGCAAAAGGCAGAGGACGAGACUGUUUCGACCCGAAAGUCGCUAGCAGAAAUGAUUGAGACGCUGCGUCGAGAGCGCUCAGAAAUGCGCGACACAGGGAACAAGUCGGUGACUAAUGUGUCCGACUCGUCUUCUGAGGCUGCUCCUUCAAAGAAAAAUGCCACGUAUUCCAAUGGUCAAGAUUCUGGAGUGUGUCAAGAACCUGUGAAAUCGCCUCACACCACAGAGGGUGAAAGUGCCGCCACAUCCUUCGCAGCGCAACGGCACAAACAAAAUGCCCUCGAGCAUUCAAGCCCAUAUGCAUCAAUGCUUGGUGUUGUACUUUUAGGAGUAGGCCUAAUGGCCUAUCUGAACGGAUGGCAGAAGAUGGACAAAUGA